Staurois parvus is the source of this 354-nucleotide messenger RNA. The record is from the annotation of a GenBank genome assembly. Lineage: Eukaryota; Metazoa; Chordata; Amphibia; Anura; Ranidae.
UUACACUUGGCACAAUGUAGUCAGGCAAGUACCAUUCUCCUAGCAACCACCAAACCCAGACAUGACCAUCAGAUUGCCAGACAAAGAAGUGGGAUUCGUCACUCCAGAGAACAUGUCUUCACUGCUCUAGAGCCCAGUGGCAGCUAUGCACUGACUCCACUCUGUCAUUUUACGUGGACUACCACUUUGUGGAGUUGCUGUUGUUCCCAGUUGCUUCCACUUUGUUAUAGAGAGGAAAUUUAAUGGAUGGACUUAUUGCACAGGUGGCAACCUAUCAUGGUACCACGCUUGAAUUCACUGAGCUCCUGAGAGCGAGCCAUUCUUUCACAAAUGUUUGUAGAAGCAGUCUGCAUG